Molecule: messenger RNA, 760 nt
Organism: Lycium ferocissimum
Lineage: Eukaryota; Viridiplantae; Streptophyta; Magnoliopsida; Solanales; Solanaceae
Product: auxin-responsive protein SAUR78-like
Exons: 1
Coding region: 87-464 (125 amino acids)
Biological process (GO): response to auxin
Source: RefSeq, a predicted model, not a curated record
CCUCAAACCUCACUACUCUCCUUUCAGCUUCAAAAAAAAAAAAAAAAAAAAAAAUAGAAUUCCUCUUUUCUCCCUAUACAGCAACAAUGGCUAAAGGAGGCAAACUAACCAAACUCAAAUCAGUCCUGAAAAAAAUGCAAUCUUUCAAACUUGGACGCGUAAACAGCAGCACCAUCGUAGCUACACAUCAUCAUUCUUCCUCGGACGAUGACGAUAAUAAUUCAUUUUCCGACAAGAAUUUAUAUCCUGUCUAUGUCGGAAAAUCUCGUCGUCGGUACCUAGUAAACUCCGAAGUUGUUGACCAUCCGCUUUUCCGUGAACUUGUCGAAAGGUCAGGUGAAUCUGAAGAAUAUAUUACAGUUGGUUGUGAAGUCGUUUUGUUUGAGCAUUUGUUAUGGAUGCUUGAAAAUGCUGAUCCUCAACCUGAGUCAUUAGAUGAGUUGGUUGAGUUUUACUCUUGCUGAUGUGGAAUAACCGUCAGUAACUGAAAUGGAAAAAAUAACUGUGACGUGGACGUGGUAAUUGGAGAUGAUCACUAUCGAGUAUAUACGUUGUAAUGUAAUUUUUUUCUUCUUUUUUCUCUUUUGAUUUUGAUUAAUUAGCGUUAGACGAAGGAGGGGAAAGAAAGAGGAUUAGCCCAAGGCAAAUCUCUUGAUAUUGAAGAGACAAGCCUAAUGGGUGAUUUGUUAUUCCAUUAAUGCAUGUUCCAUUCUUUCCUUGUACUAAGUUUUUAUGCUUAUCCAUUUUGUCCUUCAAUUUC